Messenger RNA from Thecamonas trahens ATCC 50062, 2214 nucleotides. RefSeq lists its product as uncharacterized. The coding region runs from base 749 to 2188 and encodes 479 amino acids. The transcript has a single exon. Gene Ontology annotation, molecular function: GTPase activator activity. Lineage: Eukaryota; Apusomonadida; Apusomonadidae. Gene Ontology annotation, biological process: signal transduction. The record is from RefSeq and is a predicted model, not a curated record.
CAGAAGCCCCCGCCUCCCUCUUCGACAUAGAGUAUACAGGUAGAGUUGGUUUCGAGGUAGUUCUGUUUUUUUGUGAGCUUACUGCCUUCUCUGUACCCCUCUCCAGUUGACGGACCGGCUAGCCAGAAGGUGGCCAGAGGCAAAGUCAGCCAAGCAGACGACGAGAACAGCGACAAGCAGCAGGACCAAGACCAGGACCAGAACCAGGACCAGGACCAGGACCAGGACCAAGACCAGGACCAACAGCAAGAACAGCUACCAACUACGACUUAGGUCAAAGACGUCAGACGAUGGAGCACAUGCCACCGCCACCGGAUGACAUUCCCCCGCCACCUAUGGUGACGGGAGAGUUCCUUCCCCCUCCGCCGCUCGAGGACCUAAACGUAGGAGGAGACGGUCUCCCACCGCCAGACGUCACUGCUUUGCCUGUUGACCUGCCGCUACCUGACUUUGGCGUUGCCUCGGACGUUCCGCCACCGCCUGACCUGGACGAGCUGGCUGAGCCGGACAACGUCAACAAGAUCGAUCUGCUGCCGACGAUGGCUGGAGGCGAUGUCGGUACGGGUAGCGCGGCCGGGGCCGGGGCCGAGGCUGAUGGCGUCGGGGGAACUUUCCGCUGCCACCGGAUGACUCGCCCGCUCCACCGCCACAGGGAGGCGGCCUUGACUUUAUUCCGCCGCCGCCGGACGACGAGGCACCGCCGCCGCCGACGCAUGCUACUGCGGAUGGCGAGGAGAGCGGAGGGAGCAUGGUGCCAGCAGGCGGUGAUGCGGGAGCCGACGCUGCCGUUGGCGGCAGCGAGUAUGCCGGGGCCGACAUCGAGUCGUCGGCCGGACCGUCGUCGCUGGGUACUUGGGACGGCGAAGAGUCGUCGUUUGACGCGUCGGUCUAUGCCAAGUCGUCCAAGCUCAUGGAUCCGCUGGGCGCGGCAGCGGCGGCGACCAAGGCGCAUAACCUUCCGGCGAUGGAUAUCGAGCCGCUCAAGGGCCGGAGUGUGGCUGAGCUGCUAAGCGAGUUUCCGACGCCACCGGGAGUGGUGAUCGACGAAGGCCUAUCCGAGGCGGAGGAGCUGGAGAAGUUCCAGGCGUUGAUGGUGCGAGCGUGUAAGGGCGCGAACUUGAUUGCGGCGUCGGAGCGGACGGAGCUCGACGAGUGGAUGGUGAAGAAGGCACCAGCGACGGUGGAGUCGCUGCAGCGCGAGGUGCACCAGUCGUUCCUCAAGGGCGCCAAGGGCCUCGGCAAGUCGAUUGCCAAAAAGGUGACCAAGUCGAACAUCCCCGUGGUCGAGCUCUCCAAGUACUGGCUCGACUUUGGCGGGUACUCGCGGAGCAACGUGUGCCCGCUGGCGCGCGAGCUCACGCAGACGAUCAAGGUGACGAACAAGACGAAGAACAAGGCCAAGCUGAGCCUCAUCAUGCCUGCCGAGACGUAUGGGUACACGUUUAUUGCGGACGUGACCGAGGCGCUGCUGAAGAAGAAGCAGUCUGUGGACAUCACAUUCUCGCUCAAGGUCGACAAGGGCUCUGCGGUCAUCACGCACGUGGUGGUGGUCGAGGUGGAGGGCGGAGCGCGGCAUCUUGUGCCGAUCAACAUUGUGGCGGAGGACUCUGUGUUUGGCAUUCCGCACGAGCAGCAGAUCGUGGUGGAGGACAACGGGUUUUCCAUCCCGCAGCCGCUGGCGCUCCUCCGGGCGGCGUUUCUGGCCAACGGUGGGCUCACGCACUCGAACAUCUUCCGCGGCUCGGUCCUCGAAGACGAGCUGCAAGAUACCAAGGACUUGCUCAACCGCAAGCAGUUUACCGCCAACUCGACAACCAACAUCGAGAUCAUCGCGGCGCUGAUCAAGGUCUGGUACCGCGAGUGCGAGCCGAACCUGCUCAACACGGUCCCCAUCGAGUCGUUUGACGCAUGCGACUCGGAGGCGCAGUGUCUCGAGCUUCUCGAGUCAAUUCCCGAGCCGCACCUCAACCUCCUCAAGUACCUGCUUGUCUUUCUUGCAGACGUCGCUCGCAACGAGUCGGUCAACGGCAUGUCCGUCCGCAACCUCUCCAUCGCCAUGGCGCCGAAUCUCAUCAACCUCGACGACAUCUCGCCCAUCGAGGCGCUCACUAUCUCGCAGCGCGUUGUCGGCUGGCUCUAUAUGUGCCUCUCGUCGACGCUGCACACGCUCGCUCUCUCGACCACGUAACGGCCUGUAAAUGAGCAGCGAGCGAA